This is a messenger RNA of Aspergillus neoniger CBS 115656, 963 nucleotides long. Its product is annotated as negative regulator of the PHO system. Gene Ontology annotation, biological process: protein phosphorylation. Lineage: Eukaryota; Fungi; Ascomycota; Eurotiomycetes; Eurotiales; Aspergillaceae. The transcript has 3 exons. Bases 1 to 885 code for a protein of 294 amino acids. Gene Ontology annotation, molecular function: cyclin-dependent protein serine/threonine kinase activity; ATP binding. Gene Ontology annotation, cellular component: cytoplasm; nucleus. The record is from RefSeq and is a predicted model, not a curated record.
AUGUUUUCAUCCUCUCAUCAGGGUUCCUUCAAGAAACUGGAGAAGCUGGGCCAGGGAACAUAUGCAACGGUUUAUAAAGGACGCAAUCGCGAGACAAACGAAUUGGUGGCCUUGAAAGAAAUCAAUCUCGACGCCGAGGAAGGCGCUCCUUCAACGGCUAUCCGGGAAGUCUCAUUGCUGAGACGCCUCACACACGAGAACAUCCUGACCCUGCACGAUGUGAUAAACGUCGAGGACAAAUUGGUGCUGGUCUUUGAGUACAUGGAUCAGGAUCUAAAGCGCUACAUUGACACUCAAAGUAGCCCUCUUGACAACGCAACGGCCAAGUCUUUCGUCUACCAGUUGCUGUGCGGUGUCUCUUUCUGUCAUGAGAAUGGCAUCUUACAUCGAGACCUGAAGCCCGAGAACCUACUACUCAACCAGGAUGGGCGGCUAAAACUUGCGGAUUUUGGGCUGGGCCGUGCGUUCGGUAUACCCAUCAGCACAUUUUCGAUUGACGUGGUCACUCUCUGGUAUCGUCCCCCAGACGUGCUUCUUGGAAGUCGCACGUACAACACCAGCAUAGACAUCUGGUCCGUCGGAUGUAUCAUGGCAGAGAUGUAUACAGGCUCUGCAUUAUUCGCUGGAACAACAAAUGCAGAGCAACUGUUGAAGAUCUUCGAUAUUAUGGGCACACCAACCGAACUCACCUGGCCAGGCGUCAGUCAAUUGCCCGAAUACAGAAACGACUUCCCGCCUCGCUCUCCACAAAGUCUGCAACAAAUUAUACCGUCGUUAGACCCUGUGGGGGUCGACCUUCUGGAACGCAUGUUGCAACUACGUCCAGAAGCACGCAUCAGCGCCACAGAGGCUUUAAAUCACCCGUGGUUUCAGGGGCUUGAUUGAAUGAUUACAUCGAUAUGCGUAUUUUAAUAUAGAUGAGUUUUCUUCAAAUUAUUUCUUUGACCAUGGAUCCAGACACUU